Molecule: messenger RNA, 1109 nt
Organism: Mangifera indica (mango)
Lineage: Eukaryota; Viridiplantae; Streptophyta; Magnoliopsida; Sapindales; Anacardiaceae
Product: axial regulator YABBY 1-like
Exons: 7
Coding region: 195-833 (212 amino acids)
Biological process (GO): fruit development; cell fate commitment; multicellular organism development
Cellular component (GO): nucleus
Source: RefSeq, a predicted model, not a curated record
CUAGACCAAAUAUCACUCUCUCUUUCAUACACUCAACAAAACACCUUUAAUUUUCUUCUUUCUUUCACAACUCAAAAUCAAGAAAGCAAAUACAAGGUGGUUGUUAAGCUGUCAAUCUAUCAAUCAAUCAAUCAAUCGCUAAGACCAAUCAUCAAUCAAGUUAUAAAAGAAAGAAAAACAAAGAAUCGAAGAAGAUGUCCUCUUCUACAUUAUCUUUGGAUCACCUUCCUCCCUCGGAGCAGCUCUGCUAUGUGCAUUGCACCGUUUGCGACACUGUGCUCGCGGUGAGUGUUCCUUGCACAAGUUUAUUCAAGACUGUAACCGUUCGAUGUGGACACUGCACAAACCUUCUUCCUGUGAACAUGCGUGGCUUACUUCUGCCUUCAGCUAAUCAGUUUCACUCGGGUCACAACUUUUUCUCCCCUUCCCAUAAUCUUCGGGAGGAGAUCCCAAAUCCACCUCCAAACUUUCUAAUCAGUCAAACCAACACCCAUGAUUUCUCCAUACCGUCUCGAGAAGUAGUUGAUGAGCUUCCACGGCCCCAAGUUCUCAACAGACCUCCGGAAAAGAGACAAAGAGUCCCAUCGGCGUACAACCGAUUCAUCAAGGACGAGAUCCAACGCAUUAAGGCUGUAAAUCCUGAUAUAACCCACAGAGAAGCCUUCAGUGCAGCGGCUAAGAAUUGGGCCCACUUUCCACACAUUCACUUUGGUCUGAUGCCUGAUCAGGCAGUGAAGAAGGCUAACGUGCUCCAGCAGGAAGGAGAAGAUGUUCUUAUGAAAGAUGGUUUUCUAGCUUCAACAAAUGUAAAUGUUGGUGUUUCUCCUUUCUAAGAAGGGAAGGUGGGAAGUGGUGGUGUUUCUAGGGCUCAGAUCUUGGUUGCUUUAAUUUGCUUGUUGUCUUGUUGUUUAACAUGUGUACGCAGUUGAUUCACUACUUCAUAACCCAUUAUUAUCUUCCUCUUAAACUCCUUUUAAUGUUUAUAUUUUGCCUAUUACCUGCUUAAGUUUCUGUAUGUCGUAUGUCUGUUUUGUUUGAGAAACACCUUCUUCUAUGUUUCAACAUUUAUUUCUCAUCAAUAUUUUAGCUUUAGCUAGUCUUGGAUAUUA